Messenger RNA from Alternaria rosae, 1601 nucleotides. Its product is annotated as sodium bile acid symporter family-domain-containing protein. Gene Ontology annotation, molecular function: antimonite transmembrane transporter activity; arsenite transmembrane transporter activity; antiporter activity. Gene Ontology annotation, biological process: arsenite transport; antimonite transmembrane transport. Gene Ontology annotation, cellular component: plasma membrane. The record is from RefSeq and is a predicted model, not a curated record. NCBI's taxonomy places the organism in Eukaryota, Fungi, Ascomycota, Dothideomycetes, Pleosporales, Pleosporaceae. The transcript has 3 exons. Bases 158 to 1345 code for a protein of 395 amino acids.
AAAGCGUCACUGCUGGGUUUUGAUUGGAUGGCGAAGGAGGCGAGCCAUCAUUACUUGUAUGGGAAACAGCGCGUUUAGUCGCAACUGACAGCACGCGUCUUUGCGAUUUUCGACAUUGAGGAAAAAGGAAGAAGAGAAAGAGAACGAGAAAGAAGACAUGGAUACUGUUGAGCGAGGAGCGAUACGCGAUGACGAGGAAGGGAAAGAUGCACAAUUAAGAGAUGGGCACGCAGGCGAUGUUGAGAAAGGCGGUGAUGGCCAUACAAACGGAGAGGAUAUGAUGGGUAACAACCCAUCUACGCAAAAAGACCUUCCUCCCUUGAAAGGACUAUCAUUCCUCGACCGGUUCCUAGUCGUAUGGAUUAUCCUCGCCAUGGGCAUCGGUAUCGCAUUGGGAAACACAGUUGAUUCCGUGGGCCCAGCGUUGCAGAGAGGAGAGUUUGGGGGCGUUAGUGUGCCGAUUGCAAUCGGCCUCCUCGUAAUGAUGUAUCCCAUCCUCUGCAAAGUCCGCUUCGAAACCCUACACCUCCUCCUCAAGAAACGCGAUCUCUGGAUCCAAAUCGCCGUCUCCUUCGUCCUAAACUGGGUUGUCGCUCCUCUCUUCAUGGUCGCUCUGGCAUGGGCUUUCCUGCCCGACCGCCAGGACCUACGCGAAGGACUUAUCUUCGUGGGCAUCGCACGCUGCAUCGCCAUGGUACUCAUCUGGACGGAUCUCGCAGGCGGCGACGGCGAUUACUGCGCCGUUCUUGUGGCGUUUAAUUCGAUACUGCAAAUUGUGCUGUUUGCGCCGUUCGCUGUGUUUUAUAUCCAGGUCGUUAGUCAUGGGGCUAAGACGGAUAUCUCGUAUGAGAAGGUCGCGCAGAGUGUGGGGGUCUUCUUGGGGAUACCGCUUGGUGCUGCCGUGAUCACGAGGUUGGCGCUGCGGUCGAUGCUAGGAGAGGACCGCUACCAACGCAGGUUCAUACGUUAUAUCGCGCCGUUUUCGCUCAUCGGCCUGAUCUACACGAUUAUCGUGCUGUUUGCUAGUCAGGGCGCGCAUGUUGUUAGGCAGAUUACGGAUGUGCUGAGGGUCUGCGCGCCGCUGUUGGUUUACUUCAUCGUCAUCUUUACGGGUACGGUUUGGUUCUGUUGGAAGAUGGGGUUUAGCUACAAGGUUAGCUGCACGCAGAGCUUCACUGCUGCAAGCAACAACUUUGAGCUUGCUAUCGCGGUUGUCGUCGCGGUCUACGGCGCGGGUAGCGGACAGGCUCUUGCAAGCACAGUGGGCCCCUUGAUCGAGGUUCCCGUACUUGUGCUUCUGGUGUAUGUUCUCAAGUGGAUACGAAAGAGAUGGCAAUGGGUCUAGACGUCGCAGGAGUGUACGAUAUGGGAUGGGCAUCAAUCAUGAUGCGAGCUAGCCGUUGGAGGGGCACCACGUCCCGGACGUGAGGAAGAUAUUUGGAAUGUUCCUUGCUCGCACGACGCUUGUGCUGGUGUAUAACAGCAGAAUGGUUUAGCUGCACAGGAGUAGUAAUAGGACGGGUCGAGUAUAAGACGAAUACCAAGGUCAUCCCGUCGGUCAUAAUCAAUCUCUAGCACCAGUCAUGUGUCGAGAAUACACC